GUUAGGGGAUUCUGCAGACUGUUGAGGGUUCAGCCUCCUGAUGAGUCGGUGAAACUCCGACGAAACAGUUUGUCACAGCCCCUCGUUUGUGGUCCUCUUCUCCCUCUCUGCCUAUAUGGUAUACCGGGCAGCUCUGUUUGACGAUAUAACACUUAAUAGCAACAUCUUUGAAGUUCUGAACCCACUGUUUUGCGGCUCUCUGCAGGAGUUAAUGGCUAAGGCUCAGGAGGCAGAAUCUGUGCUUGAGGAGGUCACAAGGCUCAAGAAGGCAGAGGUGGCACGGAAGGCUGUUGAGCGACAACUUGCUGCAGAAGAAAAGCGCUCCAAAGCGGAAAGCAUGCGCCGCAUACAUGCUUUCAAGAGGAAGAUGAUGCUGGAAAGGAUAAAGGAAGAAACAGGACGGGCACGGGCGGUUUUGGAAGCUCGAGCGGCAUUGCAGGAGAGAAGAAAGCAAGCGAAUGUGGAAUCGUCAAUUCAGCGGCAAAGGCUUAUGCAGGAAAUGGAGAGAUUCCAGAUCACCAAGAAAUGGCCAGUGUCAUCCAGUUUCUCAGUUUUUGGCAGCAGCAGCAGUCCAGGGAGUCCCACUCAGGACCAAAGGACCGAACAGUUUUCGAGUGCGCCAGUGAGCCCCGGUUCAAAUCGUAAAGGAUCGGCUUCUCGGCUUCUUUCUCACGACAAGAGCAUACCUCUCUUCUCUUCCUACUCCUGAAGCAAACUGAAACUAAUUCUGAGCAAAGCCAGGAACCCCCCCCUGUUGAUGUUCCUCGCCCAGGCCUCUCGGUGGCGCUGGCGGGUGGCCCCAAGUUUUGCUCGCCAACCUUCGAGCUCAACGCGGCGUUUUUAAGUUUUGAGGUCCAACUUUUCAAAAUUGAAUUCUUCAAAGUUCACUUCCACCCUUUUCUGGUCUGUCUUUGCCAUGUGUAUGUUCAUUCGACCUUCAUCGCCAAGCUUACGGUCCGUCACGUCACGGCUUUUUAAAGUUUUGAGCUCCUUCACUCG
Messenger RNA from Chara braunii, 999 nucleotides. The record is from the annotation of a GenBank genome assembly. NCBI's taxonomy places the organism in Eukaryota, Viridiplantae, Streptophyta, Charophyceae, Charales, Characeae.